CUUAGCAUUAUUUAGAGAGAACACGUACACCGUACGCAUGCCAUCAAUUCCUUCUCUCGCUUUUAAUCUAUACACACACAAGCUACCACAUACAGAGACCCAAGAGCUUCUGCCUUCUACAGAUCGAACUGUUGAACGUCGUCGUUUUGGGGGAGAAUGUCGUACGACUAUCUCUUCAAGUACAUAAUUAUCGGCGACACAGGUGUGGGAAAAUCGUGUUUGCUUCUGCAAUUCACCGACAAGAGGUUCCAGCCGGUGCAUGAUCUCACCAUCGGCGUUGAAUUUGGGGCUCGAAUGGUCACUAUUGACGGCCGGCCGAUUAAGCUUCAGAUUUGGGACACUGCUGGUCAAGAGUCCUUCAGAUCCAUCACUAGAUCAUAUUACCGAGGAGCAGCUGGUGCUCUUUUAGUUUAUGACAUCACCAGAAGGGAAACAUUUAAUCAUCUCGCGAGCUGGCUGGAAGAUGCUCGACAACACGCAAACCCAAAUAUGACGAUCAUGCUCGUGGGAAAUAAAAGUGAUCUUGCUCAUCGUAGGGCCGUAAGUAAAGAGGAGGGGGAGCAGUUUGCAAAAGAAAACGGGCUUCUGUUUUUGGAAGCUUCUGCAAGAACCGGUCAAAAUGUCGAAGAGGCAUUUACUAAGACUGCAAACAAGAUACUUCAGAAGAUUCAAGAAGGCGUAUUUGAUGUAUCCAAUGAGUCGUCCGGGAUUAAGGUUGGCUAUGGACGGGCCCAAGGUCCUGCAGGAGGGAGAGAUGGUACAGUUACUCAAGGAGGUGGAUGCUGCAAUUGACCGAUUUAUUUACUAUGUUUUGCCCUCAACCAAUUUCAUUUGUAAUCAAAUCAAUAUGAUCCUAAUAGAAAUGUACAGUUUAAGUGUCUGGACGUGUGUAAAAUAUGACAUUGGUGUGAAAUAUUAUUCUUGAGGAAUCAUUUUUUCCUUGUCAGUAUGUUGUUUCCCGCAUUUAGGUGCUCUUCUGUGUUCAGAGGUUUACAUAUUCAUUUAUUUC
Molecule: messenger RNA, 1009 nt
Organism: Striga asiatica
Lineage: Eukaryota; Viridiplantae; Streptophyta; Magnoliopsida; Lamiales; Orobanchaceae
Source: the annotation of a GenBank genome assembly